UACAGUGGAGGGUGUUGAAGAACCAAUGAUCUAGAAGCCACACAACGAUUGGUCAUGGCUGUGCACGACGGAGGGGCUAGUGAAAUGAAGGGGACUGCAAGUGUCCAACACUUACUUUGAAAACCUUGCUUGUGCAAGAGAGCUUGAGGGUGACUGGAGCGAGACACACAAUGUCCCAACCGAUUUGGAAGUAACAGACGGAACAGCCUGUAGCCUGCAAUCUUCUUAGUCCUGACUCAAAUAUCAUCUUGCAAUUUAAAGUCGUUUCGGGGCUUAAUCUGGAUAUUUGUGCUGUUGAGAAUAGUUUUGAGCACUCGCAUCAUGGAGUACACUUCUUCCUCAAAGCCUCAGCUCUCUUCAAGGGCGAAUGCCUUCUCCAUAGCCGCACUCAUGUCAAGUGGGAAACCGAAAGACAAGGAGUCGGAGGAAAAUACCAUCAAGCCGCUGGAACAAUUCGUAGAGAAGUCAUCAUGCCAUCAAAACAUCGGCGACCUGUCUUCGCUGGAAGCCCACGGAGACUUCAGCAGCAGCGGCGGCGGCGCUCCGUUAUGUACGGAGCCGCUCAUCCCUACGAGCCCCGGCGUGCCCAGCGAGGAGAUGGCCAAGAUCUCCUGCAGCCUCGAGACCAAAGAACUGUGGGACAAGUUCCACGAACUCGGCACGGAAAUGAUUAUCACAAAAUCUGGAAGACGAAUGUUUCCGACAAUACGUGUGUCAUUUUCCGGGGUAGAUCCGGACGCCAAAUAUAUCGUACUAAUGGACAUCGUUCCGGUGGACAAUAAGAGAUAUCGAUAUGCCUACCAUAGAUCCUCAUGGCUUGUGGCGGGAAAGGCAGAUCCACCUUUACCUGCUAGGUUGUACGUGCAUCCAGAUUCGCCGUUUACAGGGGAACAGCUGUUGAAACAAAUGGUUUCUUUCGAAAAAGUGAAGCUUACAAACAACGAACUGGACCAGCACGGUCACAUCAUCCUGAACUCCAUGCACAAGUACCAACCCCGAGUUCAUAUCAUCAAGAAGAAAGAUCACACUGCGUCACUUCUUAAUCUAAAGUCUGAGGAGUUUCGUACAUUCGUCUUCACUGAGACAGUUUUCACUGCAGUCACUGCUUACCAGAACCAGCUGAUAACCAAACUGAAGAUUGACAGCAACCCUUUCGCUAAAGGCUUCAGAGACUCCUCCAGACUCACGGAUAUUGAGAGUAGGGAAAGUGUUGAGAGUUUGAUCCACAAGCAUUCUUACGCCCGGUCGCCCAUUCGGACUUACACUGGUGAUGAGGAAUCCUUGGGUGAAGAUGGGCUCUCUGCACACAGUAGAGGUUCAGCAUUCACCGCAUCAGACAACCUCUCCCUCAGCUCCUGGGUCACCACAACGUCUGGCUUCUCGGGUUUUCAGCACCCUCAGUCUCUGUCUGCCAUCGGAACCAGCACAGCGUCCUUGGCCAGUCCUCUUCCUCACCCCAUCCAGGGCUCUCUACCCCCUUACAGUCGACUGGGCAUGCCUCUCACCCCAUCCGCCCUGGCCGGCUCCAUGCAGGGCAGCGGGCCGACCUUCCCCUCCUUCCACAUGCCACGCUACCACCACUAUUUCCAGCAGGGGCCCUACGCCGCCAUCCAGGGACUUCGCCAUUCUUCCACAGUCAUGACCCCGUUCGUAUGAUUCCUGUCACCUCAGCCGGAAUUCCCCAUCACUGGCAUGCAAAGACAUACGCCACCCAUACACAUGCAAAAAACAUGCUUACACGAAAGGAAGAACCACAUGUAAAUAAUACUGACACAGCAUUGACUAACGACCCGGACGUGCUGCUUCUAGCAGUUGUGCUGGAGAAAAGGUGAACGAAAUGCCCAACGGACAUGGAUUCUUGUAAAAGAGAACUUUAAGCAUGAGUUUUAGCGUUGAUAAGAGACUCAGAGAUCCGUCUUCAUCGGCUAUUCAUCUGUGUUAAUGCUACCUUGAAAGGGAUAGUAAACCAAAAAAAUGAAAAAUUCUUUCAUUAUUUAAUCACCCUCAUGUUUUUCCAAACCUGUAUGACUUUCUUUCUUCUAAUGAGCAUAAAAGGUGUUUAGGUGCCAGAUUUCUUGAGAAUGUAUUAUUUUGUGUUUUGGAAGUCAAUGGGAGCCAGCUUUUUACAAAAUAUCUUCUUUUGUGUUCCACAAAAGGAUAUAAAGUCAUACAGGUUUGGAAUGACAUGAGGGUGAGUAAAUGAUGACAGAAUUUUAAUUUACAUUUUUGGGUGAACUAUCUCUUUAAUGAUGCGUCUCAUUGCCUUUAUCGCCACUCAGAGCCAAAUGAGUGAGAAUGUAACACUGGACUACUGCUUUUCUCAUUCCCCGUGAUCUGUCACUUCUUAAUGAUGUGAUACAGUAUCUGUGGAUCUGCCAACCACUCUCCACCCUCGUUUUCAAACUGUCGACACUAGAGGACGCUGUGCUAUAUGAAAACCGCAGUACUGGAUGGAAACAUGUGGACCCAAAAAUGCUGGACAGGUU
Carassius carassius (crucian carp) is the source of this 2486-nucleotide messenger RNA. RefSeq names its product T-box transcription factor TBX20-like. The transcript has 8 exons. Gene Ontology annotation, biological process: regulation of transcription by RNA polymerase II; vasculogenesis; heart looping. The record is from RefSeq and is a predicted model, not a curated record. Gene Ontology annotation, cellular component: nucleus. NCBI's taxonomy places the organism in Eukaryota, Metazoa, Chordata, Actinopteri, Cypriniformes, Cyprinidae. Bases 322 to 1656 code for a protein of 444 amino acids. Gene Ontology annotation, molecular function: RNA polymerase II cis-regulatory region sequence-specific DNA binding; DNA-binding transcription factor activity, RNA polymerase II-specific.